Colletotrichum destructivum is the source of this 2715-nucleotide messenger RNA. Its product is annotated as Putative peptidase S8/S53 domain, immunoglobulin-like, peptidase S8, subtilisin, His-active. The coding region runs from base 1 to 2715 and encodes 904 amino acids. Lineage: Eukaryota; Fungi; Ascomycota; Sordariomycetes; Glomerellales; Glomerellaceae. Gene Ontology annotation, cellular component: cell wall; membrane. The record is from RefSeq and is a predicted model, not a curated record. The transcript has 16 exons. Gene Ontology annotation, biological process: proteolysis. Gene Ontology annotation, molecular function: serine-type endopeptidase activity.
AUGCAGCUUCUCGGCAUCGCAGGUCUUCUUGCGCUCCCCGUCCUCGGAGGGGCGCACACAUUCGUCACACGACAGGCUCAGGAGACUCCCGACGAGACCAACAACGCCACCGUCCCCGUUGCCAAGAGCUACAUCAUCGAGUACACAUCGGGCUCUGCCAAAGCCCGUCGCGAUGUCGCACUGGCCGCCGACAUCAAGGUCGUCAAGACCUUUGAGAGCGAUGUCUUCUCGGGCGCGAGCAUCGAGACUGAUACCCACAACAUCGACAGCCUGCAGAGCCUGGCCGGUGUCGCUCGCGUCUGGCAAAACACCCGCGUCGCCUUGUCUCCCGUCGAGGGUCUCCAGGCAAUCGAGGAGGCUGCGGCGGGGGACUACACCGCGCACAACACCACCGGUGUCAGCAAGCUUCAUGACAAGGGUAUUUUCGGCCAGGGUGUAAAGGUCGGCGUCGUGGACUCCGGGACGUGGUACAAACAUCCGGCACUUGGAGGCGGUUUUGGCGAGGGCUUCAAAGUUGCCGGCGGAUAUGACUUUGUUGGCAACGGCAUCUGGCCCUACGAGGACAAGUCCCCGGAUGACGAUCCAGAAGACCAGCUGGGUCAUGGAACUCAUGUUGCUGGUAUCAUUGCAGGGAAGAAUGACUUCUGGAGCGGAGUGGCUCCCGAAGCCUCGAUUUACUCCUACAAGGUCUUUGCUCAGCUCGAUGCGACGGAUGACGCUACUCUUAUCGAGGCUUUCCUCAGAGCCUACACCGAUGGUGUUGACAUCAUCACAGCCAGCAUCGGCGGACCCAGCGGAUGGUCUUCCAACGCCUGGGCCGAAGUUGCAUCUCGUCUGGUCGACGAAGGCGUCAUUGUCACCAUUGCAAACGGUAACUCAGGAGCUGCUGGAGCGUUCUUCGGGAGCAGCGGUUCCUCGGGCAAAAACGUUCUCGCCGUUGCUUCGGUCGAGACGGAGAAGUUCCCUGCGUCGCCCUUUGAGCUGACAUCCACCCUGAACGGAGAGAGCAAGACAGUCAAGGCCGGCUAUCUGCCGUCAACGUACUACUUCUCGUCCGACAUCACCGACUGGCCCGUGGUUCCCUUGAACUUCGACACUACCGCACCUGCAGACGGCUGCGAGCCGUACCCCAACGGCACACGCCGACUUGAGGGGGUCAUACCCUUGGUUCGCCGAGGAACCUGCACGUUCGCCACCAAGCAGGCGAAUCUUGUCGCUCUCGGCGCCGAGUACAUCCUCUUCUACAACAACGACGGCCCUCUCAUCACUCCAGGAACAACCGACGACGUUGGUCUCAUCGCCAUCAUCACCGCUGCCGCGGGCGAGGCCAUCAUCGAAACUGUCAAGGCUGGCGGUAACGUCACUGCGGACUUCUCGCUCAACCCCGAACAGGUGGUCGGACUGGAGUAUCCCGCUGGUGGACGGCCCAACACGUUUACUUCCUGGGGGGCGUCCAACGAUCUGGAUAUCAAGCCCGACAUUGCAGCGCCUGGUGGUCAGAUCUUCAGCACAUACCUCGACAACACUUAUGCUCUCCUUUCGGGCACCUCCAUGGCCACGCCAUAUGUCGCGGGUGUCGCGGCUCUCUACAUCAGCGCUCACGGCGGACGUUCCGUGCAUGGCAAGGGUUUCGCCAAGGCACUUCACCAAAAGAUCAUCGCCAGCGGGACCUCGCUCCCCUGGUCUGACGGCACGGCCACCGACUAUGGGUUCUCCGCCUCAGUGGCCCAAGUCGGGAAUGGCCUCGUCAACGCGUUCAAGGUCGUUAACUACACCACCGACCUCGCGUUCAACAAGAUUGCCCUCAACGACACCCACUACUUCAGCCGCUACCACGACGUGACCGUGACUAACAAGGGCGCAAACGACGUGAGCUACAAGUUCUCGUACGAGGCCGCCGCCGGCGUCGAGAUCCUCGGCUGGUUCCCCUUUGUCGAGCCCUGGGGGGGAGAGAAGAGACUCAAGAGCUUCACCGAGUUGACGCCCAAAAGUCUACCGGUGCAGGUGUCUGUUCCGCGAGAUUUUACCCUGAAGCCUGGCGAGAGCAAGACCGUGAGCGUCAACUUCCCCAAUCCCGAUAGCCUGGGAUGGAACUCGUCUGCUUUGCCAAUUUACAGCGGAAAAGUCAUUGUUUCGGGCAACAACGGCGAGCAGCUCUCUGUCCCUUAUCUAGGACUCGGGGCGAAUCUGAAAGCUGAGAUCAGCCCCAUCUACCGCCCAAGCUACCCUUUCACCACUCAGAGAGACUACGUCUACUCGUUCAACUUGGACCGUUUCGGGCCCCAGGACUUCCCUAUCAUCUAUUCCAAGCUCAUUUGGGGAACCAAAGAGGUUCGAUGGGAUAUCUACGAGGCCGGCUGGACUGAGAGGCGAUGGGAGUAUCCCCCGGUCCCCGGCCGGAACGGAUACAUCGGCCCCGCGACCAGCCACGUCGUUGCGGGCAGCGUUUCGUACUUCGACCCCAACGUCUACGACCCGGACGACACCUGGACCUACCCCAAGAUCGAUCUGUACCGCAACGCCCAGACCCAGGCCUCGUACCACGAGUUCUGGUGGUUCGGCAAGCUGGGCAACGGGAGCCAGAUUGAGCUCGGAAACUACACCAUGCGUUUUGCCACGCUCAAACCUUUUGGAAACCCCAAAGCUGCCGACAACUGGGAUGUCUUCCAGACGCCCCAGAUUCAAGUCACUGGCAAGUACGAAAGACGAGGAUAA